CACGCGAAAAGUGACGACGAUCUCGCCGAAAGCCGGCAGUCGAGUGCCUGUGUGUCAUAAUAUCAUUAAUAAAAAUAUAAAACAAUAAUAGUCGGUGGUGGUGGCUUUGCUGUGUGGCAACAGCACAAUUGCACUUCCAUCUGAGAUCUGAAAUCUGAAAUCCGAACCGAAACCCACCAGUCACCUCUGAUGCGUGCCUCCGAGCGGUGCGAUCGGUGCGCUUUUCUUACUUUCCUCCUUUUUUCUCAAUUAUUUUUUUUUGUUUGGUGCUUGUGAGUUGAGUGGAAAAGCGGAAAAGUGCCGGUAAAAUGCACGUGGAGGAGCUGAGGUCUAGUCUGCAGAGCUUCGGAUGGCUGGACUAUCUGGUCUUCUGCCUUAUGUUGGCCAUUUGCGCCGUAAUCGGGAUAUAUUUCUGCCUUCAACUGCGAAGGGAGUCCAGGAAACAGAAGGCCCAUGGUUCCGAGGAGGCGGCCAGUAGUGCUGCCUCCUAUUUGGUGGGCGGCAGGCAGAUGAAGAUCUUCCCCAUCACCAUGUCACUGAUAUCAAGCUUUAUAUCUGGUAUUACGCUUUUGGGAACUCCCACGGAGGUUUAUCUUUAUGGUGCUCAGUACAUGUACAUCAUGGGAUCUUUGGUCCUUAUGGGCUUUUGCAUGUAUUACUUCUUCCUGCCAGUCUUCCACGAACUCAAUUUGAUAUCCACAUAUAAGUAUUUGGAACAGCGAUACAAUAGAAGUUUGAGGCUUUUUGGAUCCGUCAUGUUUAUUGUGGCCUCGCUCCUUUGGCUUCCAAUAGUGAUCUAUGUGCCGGCUAUAGCCUUCAAUCAGGCCACCGGAGUAAAUAUCCAUAUUGUAACCCCUAUUGUUUGUGUGGUUUGCAUCUUUUAUACCUGCAUUGGAGGUCUAAAGGCGGUGGUUUGGACGGACGUCAUCCAGACUUUGAUCAUGUUUGGGGCGAUGGCCCUGGUUUUGGUCAAGGGAACCAUGGAUAUCGGAGGACCCGGAGUUGUGUGGCGAAAGGCCCAGGAGACGGCUCGACUGGAGAGACCCAAUUUCAGUGGGGAUCUGAGUGAGCGUUAUACGUUCUAUUCCCUGGUUUUGGGCGGUGUAGCCCAUUGGCUCAAGUCGAAUGCAAUCAGUCAGAAUAUGAUACAGAGAUACUUGUCGCUGCCAACGCUUCGAGAUGCACGGAUUGCCAUAUGGACUUUCAUAGCUGGCGUUCUGGCCUUCCUGAUGAUCUGUGGCUAUACGGGUCUUUUAAUCUAUGCCACCUAUGCCCAGUGUGAUCCCUUGGAAACCAAAUUGGCCCAGAGGAAUGAUCAGCUCUUGCCGCUUUUGGUGAUGGAAACUUUGGGCGACUAUCCGGGAUUACCUGGUGUUUUUGUAGCCGGAGUUUUCAGUGCAGCACUAUCUUCUUUAUCGACGGGAUUGAACUCCCUAUCUGCCGUGGUUCUGGAGGAUUUCGUGAAGACCUCUAGGAAGAGUCCACUGAGCGAGGGACAAACCGCUUUUGUCAUGCGCAGUGUGGUCGUCGUAUUUGGCUUUAUUUUCGUGGCUCUGGUUUUUGCUGUGGAGAAGUUGGGUGCCGUUUUGCAGCUGACCAUCACCCUUUCAUCGGUGGCAAAUGGACCACUUUUGGGAAUCUUCACCGCCGGCGUUAUGUUGCCAUGGGUUAAUUCCAAGGGAGCUCUGCUCGGAGGAUUCAGCUCUUUGAUUGUGAUGGCCUGGAUGUGUGUGAGUGCCCAGCGGGAUCUGGUCACCGGGGAUCUCGUCUACAAGAGGAAGCCAUAUUCCACGAUGGGCUGCAAUUACACGUUUGCCGGAGAGCCCCGGGAGUUCGCCAGUCUGGCAUUAGAUGGUAACAUCAGUUCCAACCCGAGUGCUCCCUUCCAGCUGUACCGCAUCUCGUAUCUCUAUUUCACACUCUUCGGAGCCCUGGUCACCAUUGUAGUGGCCCUGGUCACCAGUCUCCUGCUCCGGGAAUCGGACUUGGAUGGAGUGGAUACCCGUCUGCUCACACCGUUCGUGAGGCGCUGGUUGGAGCGACGUCGUCAUCGCCGAUCAGAGAUUCCAGAUCCUGGCCAAAAGGCCGUCAACAAACAGGAGACGAAAACGUGAAGGGGAUAAGGCGGCGGUUCGUGGAGAUGGAGAAGGCUGACCGGCAUCAUCCUGGCAAUGUUCCUUUCGGUAGCUUAGCAAAUAUUUAAAAUAAAACACAAUUCAUAAUUA
This is a messenger RNA of Drosophila subpulchrella, 2225 nucleotides long. It is a transcript of the gene rumpel, whose product is annotated as sodium-coupled monocarboxylate transporter 1. NCBI's taxonomy places the organism in Eukaryota, Metazoa, Arthropoda, Insecta, Diptera, Drosophilidae. Bases 309 to 2114 code for a protein of 601 amino acids. Gene Ontology annotation, biological process: transmembrane transport; sodium ion transport. The record is from RefSeq and is a predicted model, not a curated record. Gene Ontology annotation, cellular component: membrane. Gene Ontology annotation, molecular function: symporter activity. The transcript has 5 exons.